This is a messenger RNA of Plasmopara halstedii, 846 nucleotides long. RefSeq lists its product as uncharacterized. The record is from RefSeq and is a predicted model, not a curated record. The coding region runs from base 1 to 846 and encodes 281 amino acids. Lineage: Eukaryota; Oomycota; Peronosporomycetes; Peronosporales; Peronosporaceae. The transcript has a single exon.
AUGUAUGACAUGCGCGUAACUGCGCUUUCCCAGCACAAGGUCGACUGUGCCUUGUCCGAUCCAAGAACGAAAAAUUCUACGUCUUCUCUGUCAUCUUUUGGCUUCGAGGCGAGCGUUACGGAGCUCAAAUCAUGGGAUUUGCUCACUUCAAAUCGACGAAUGUCAGUGUUUUCAUCGUCUGCCGUAAAAGAUCAUCCAAAUUUAACCACUGGUGGAGAUACUAGUACCAGGAGUGAGUUGAGAACGUUUGCUCAACGAUCGCUUCCACUAUGGGCACACCCAAAAGUGUCAUUCAUAGAGACAAGCAAGGAUCAUCCACAAGGUCGAAUUCUUGAGGUCAAGCGGAAAGGACCAAAUUUGAGUCAAGAUAUAGGUGCAAACAGCACGGGGAUGACUAUUGAGGGCCACGCGAACGGCGAUGAUCAACUUUUUGUGAUGGAAAUGGAUUCCUAUUUUGGCAUUAGUGGUUCACCAGUUUUCGAUGGUCAACGCGGCAGUCGUUCAACAGCGCCAGAUGUCCCACCUCCACUAGAUUUGGCAGUAAGUAUUAACAUGGCCAUAUCAUCUUCACUGGCCGAAACACCGUCAAAGCCGACUCCUGAGGUGAAGAACACGAUUUGCUUUGGCCCAAUCGAUACAAACUUAUUGUCUAGUGUGUGUGAUGGCACUGGGCUGACUCAAAAAGGAAAGAAGAGGAAAGCGAAAAAUCUUCAAAUUAUUACACCUUCAUCUUCCGUUGACAAAGAGAUUACUGAAAAAGCUUGCUCUCCUGGUCAGCUUGCAUCAUUACAGUUUACGAUGCAUGAUAUGUACUUCGCGGCUCCCGUUGAAAAUACUAACACUUGA